CGGUCAUGGGCUUUGUUUAGUUCCAAACUCUCUUCCAAAUUUCACACUUUAGAUCCGGGGAAAAAAAAGAAGAAAACAUCAAGAAUCCAGGAACCCGUUUCAGAAUCCUGUCAUGCGCUCCCAUUUACUCUACCGCUCCCUAUAUUUCCAUCGACUCAGCAAGAGAAGUCGACGGAAAUCAAAAAGAGCGAAAAUGGCGAGGAGAGACGAUGACUACAAGUUUCUUCAGAUAGCAGACGCCAUAGCCUCAAUCAACCAAAGAGUCAAUCUCAUUGGCGUCGUCACUGAGAGUGGCCUUCCAAAGCAGUCCAAAGGCACUGAUUGUUGCGUUUCGAUCAGAAUUAUUGAUGAAUCGCGUCCCAGUCAUGGACUCUCAGUUAAUUUUUUCGCGGAGACAAUGGACAAGCUGCCUCAGGUGAUGGCGGAUGGAGAUAUUGUUCAGCUCUCUCAAGUUGUGAUGAAAACUUAUGGACCUGAUGCGGUUAAUGCUUCUUACAACAAGAAGUUCUCAUCAUUUGCGUUAUAUGAAGGAAAACACGGCACAAGUUUUACACCUUACCAGUGCUCCAAUAAAUUUCAUGCCAGAGAGCAAGAUAAUAAAUUUAUACUGGGCCUACGGAAGUGGUUGACUGGUGAGCACUGUGAUGCAGGUGCUAAAGCAACAACAUUCAUAACAAGACCUGCUGACUUGUUACAGUUGAAAGAUUUAAGGGAAGGCAUCCACUUCAAUUUGGUUUGUAAGAUUCUCCAUGCACGUGAAACAAAAAGAGAUGGGUGGAUGCUCUUUGUUUGGGACGGUACUGACACCCCGCCUCUUCCCAUACAUAACAAUUGCUUUGGAGAAGAAGAGUUAACCAAACCAAGCAUACCCAAUAUAACACACUUGGAAGGUGGGUCUGUGAAGGAUGGGAUGUUCACAAUUUUUGCUUUGCUUUGGAUUGGAAGAAUUAGAAGGGUGGUUGUUAUAGCUCAUGUCAUAGUCAUAGAUUUUGCUCCCUAGGCCGCGACUUCCGUAUUGAAUGAAAGAAAGAUUCACUCUUAUAAACUUUUUCAUCUUUUGGAAUCAUUAUUUGAGCGCUUGAGGUGAGUGGGGGUUCAAAGUAACCAAAAGGCCUUUGAAUCUUUGACUCCGGGCCUUAUAGAGAGUUGACGAUCCUCUAUAUGUGGUCAAGGAUAUGAAUCAACUCGAGCCUUUGAAUUCUUUUCUAUUUUUAAGUGCCCCCCCGAGAGACUCUCUCGAGCUACACUAACUCCGUUAAGCUUAAGGGUGCUUAACAAACCGAUACAACUUGAGAACCCGAGUCACACGAGCCUCAACACCUUUGCUCGGAGAUACCGCACUCCAAGACUUCUCACGAAGGAACAAGAAACUUCCUUCGAGUUUACAACAAGGGAACAAACUCCCUUAAAGUGUAUGAAAACACUUAAACACUCAGGAAUGAAACUCUCACAAAGAG
Cuscuta campestris is the source of this 1457-nucleotide messenger RNA. Lineage: Eukaryota; Viridiplantae; Streptophyta; Magnoliopsida; Solanales; Convolvulaceae. The record is from the annotation of a GenBank genome assembly.